GUGCUGGAACGAUGUACACCACUGUAUGUUUCACCGUUCGAACGGCAGAUAUUCGCGGUAGUAUGUACUCGGAGGCACGUAGCUAACACGUUCCACAGUGGUUCAAGAAGCCGGUCGACAUCGACCUCCCGACCGAAAUCUUCCUCACCUACGAACAAUUCGACGAGCUACGGCGGGCGAGCCAAGUCACCGACGACCUCGGCGACCCAAACCCGACCAAUCCCUUCUCGCGGGGCAAGAUCGGCACGGACCUGCAUCCGGGCGAGCGCGACAGCAAAUACGUGACGACGCGCGCCGGUCUCGGGAAGCUAAUGUACCAGCAGCUGUCAAACGGGCGCAACGUAUUCCUCAGCUUCACGGCGCUCGGCCGGGCCUUCGAUCGGAUCAUCCGGGGCCGCGCGAACCUUGUGUGGGAGGGCGCCCUGCUCUGCACCGUCGGAUUGAUCUAUGGCGGCGUCCAUCUCGCAACCUGGAAUAACUACUUCGUCUCCGCGUUUGAGCGCCACGCGUGGCGCGCUUGCUCCAUCGUCACGGCGGUCGCGGUGCUGGGAUUCGUCCUCGAGCUGUGCAUUGGCGCGCUCAUCAGGUUUAUCGAUCCAGAGACGUCGAUUAAGCCGUUCACUUCGGAGUCGAAGACGCAGCGGCAGCCUCAGCCUUCCACCGGCCGCGAAAAGGUCGCGGGUAACGGUACGCAACAGUCCGCGCGCGAGCCCGUCGAGAAGAACGCCGAAAUAAUCGAGGCGACGACGCCGCACGAGCACGAGCACGACAGCGCGACAACCCCCGCGGCGAAGUCGGAGGCGGCAAGAAACGAUCCGCGGAAACGUGAUACGUGGUCCUGGAGGGCGUAUAGGCUUGUCGUUGCGGUCACGGUGUUUUUUGGGUUCAUCGUUGUCAUGUUCACACGGUGCUUUCUCCUCGUUGAGUCGUUCAUUGCGCUGAGGAAACAGCCUGAUGGAGUUUAUGAUACGAUUAAUUGGGUCCAGACGGUGCCGCAUGUGGCGAAGUAGGAGGGUUGAGCGAGGGGCUGGGCUGGCUUGCAGAUCGGCAGAUGAUCGGGGUUUUGUUUGGUGGAGUCCGUUUCCGUUGGAGGUUUUCUUUCCUGUCCAGGAGUUUUCAAAUCGCAAUGUAACCAGAAGCUGCUGUAAUCCGAUCCUUCUCCACCUCGCAGGUUGAAUUUUGCCGAGUUGGGCUUGUCGCUUCCUCGCGUGUAAGCGCAGUGGGAU
Tricharina praecox is the source of this 1226-nucleotide messenger RNA. RefSeq lists its product as uncharacterized. NCBI's taxonomy places the organism in Eukaryota, Fungi, Ascomycota, Pezizomycetes, Pezizales, Pyronemataceae. Bases 312 to 1010 code for a protein of 232 amino acids. The transcript has a single exon. The record is from RefSeq and is a predicted model, not a curated record.